AUGCAAGUCGACAUGUCCGACACGGGCCCUCCAGCUAACUCUCCUCUGGGAUCACUCCUAGACGGCAAUCAGAAGACCACCAAGGCCUUCUACUCAGAUUCGCCACUUGCACCGACGAGAAAGCGACAGCGGACUGAGUUUGCCGAUACGACAACCGAGACGAAUCAGAAAGGCGCUGUCGACCGCCGCUUUAGACUUGAAUACUCGAACAUCCAGAAGCUCCCAGCAUCUCUGGCCUCCAAACAACCAGCUCCGCCGAAUCAGUCACGAAGAAUCAAGUCGCAACCGAACGCUGACCAGGCUCUUGUGCGUCAACGCCCCCCUCAGAAGCUUCUUGAGGGUCCAAAUGGCUCCGUCACUGCCUCCAGCAAAGACACCCAACUGGCUUCCGUCGGCAGUAGCCAGGUCAAGGGACGGCCUUCCGAGUCCACGAGUCUGGCGCGCAUGGGUACAUCAGCAUCGCAAGUCGGCAGGCCUGAAUGGCAACCUCCCUGGAAGCUUAUGAGAGUCAUAUCUGGCCACCUUGGCUGGGUGCGGAGUUUGGCUGUCGAGCCUGGGAAUAAAUGGUUCGCCAGCGGUGCCGGAGACAGGACGAUCAAGAUUUGGGACCUCGCAACCGGAUCGCUCCGCCUUACCUUGACUGGGCACAUAUCAACAGUUCGUGGCCUCGCCGUGAGCCCCCGCCACCCAUAUUUGUUCUCCUGCGGCGAAGAUAAGAUGGUCAAGUGCUGGGAUCUCGAGACGAACAAGGUCAUCCGCCACUACCACGGGCAUCUGAGUGGCGUAUACACGCUGUCGCUCCACCCGACUUUGGACGUCUUAGUUACGGGAGGCCGAGACGGAGUCGCGAGAGUAUGGGAUAUGCGGACACGAAGUAACAUUCACGUUCUCUCGGGCCAUACGGGAACUGUAUCAGACGUUAAGUGCCAAGAGGCGGAUCCUCAAGUCAUCACAGGCUCUUUGGAUGCAACGGUGAGGCUAUGGGACUUGGCUGCCGGCAAGACCAUGGGUGUUUUGACACAUCACAAGAAGGGCGUCAGGGCCUUGGCCACCCACCCGCGAGAGUUUACGUUCGCGACUGGUAGUACGGGCAGCAUCAAGCAAUGGAAGUGCCCCGAGGGUGCCUUUAUGCAGAAUUUUGAAGGCCACAACGCCAUCAUCAACACUCUCAGUGUCAACCAGAGUAAUGUGUUGUUUUCGGGUGGCGACAACGGCUCCAUGAGUUUCUGGGACUGGAAGACGGGACAUCGAUUCCAAUCCCUGGAUACUACGGCACAGCCAGGUUCCUUGGACGCAGAGGCUUGUAUCAUGAGCUCGACAUUCGAUCAGUCUGGUCUGCGUCUCAUCUGUGGCGAGGCUGACAAGACAAUCAAAAUCUGGAAGCAGGAUGAAAAGGCGACGCCAGAGACCCACCCCGUAGUGUGGCAGCCAACUCUGGCAAGACGCAAAUAUUAG
This is a messenger RNA of Colletotrichum karsti, 1455 nucleotides long. RefSeq lists its product as uncharacterized. The record is from RefSeq and is a predicted model, not a curated record. Gene Ontology annotation, cellular component: precatalytic spliceosome; Prp19 complex; catalytic step 2 spliceosome. Gene Ontology annotation, molecular function: protein binding. The transcript has a single exon. The coding region runs from base 1 to 1455 and encodes 484 amino acids. Gene Ontology annotation, biological process: mRNA splicing, via spliceosome. NCBI's taxonomy places the organism in Eukaryota, Fungi, Ascomycota, Sordariomycetes, Glomerellales, Glomerellaceae.